AUCAACAAACAUCAGUGAAGGAACAUUUUUCUUACGCAUGAAGUUUAUUUUUGCAUUAACAAACAUCGAUUUGUCUUGAUAGUGUGCCUACUGUACUUUAAGAACAAUGUCUUAUCAAUUAUAUCGAAACACAACGUUAGGCAACACAUUACAGGAAAGUCUCGAUGAACUAAUUCAGUAUGGGCAAAUCACACCACAAUUAGCAAUUAAAGUACUAUUGCAAUUUGAUAAGGCCAUAAAUCAAGCACUUGCAACCAGAGUUAAAUCAAGACUUUCAUUUAAGGCUCAUAAAUUAAAUACAUAUAGAUUUUGUGAUAAUGUAUGGACAUUUAUGCUCAAUGAUGUUGAGUUUCGAGAAGUUCAAGAAGUUGCAAUAGUUGAUAAAGUCAAAAUCGUUGCCUGUGAUGGAAAAACACUGGAUGCAGAUGCAGCUACAAAACGAUAACAUCAAUUUCUUAUACAUCUAAAUAUAUUUGUCAUUAAUAAGAAAAUA
Messenger RNA from Dufourea novaeangliae, 493 nucleotides. RefSeq names its product transcription initiation factor IIA subunit 2 (gene TfIIA-S). The record is from RefSeq and is a predicted model, not a curated record. The coding region runs from base 107 to 445 and encodes 112 amino acids. Lineage: Eukaryota; Metazoa; Arthropoda; Insecta; Hymenoptera; Halictidae. Gene Ontology annotation, biological process: RNA polymerase II preinitiation complex assembly; transcription initiation at RNA polymerase II promoter. The transcript has 4 exons. Gene Ontology annotation, molecular function: TBP-class protein binding; RNA polymerase II general transcription initiation factor activity. Gene Ontology annotation, cellular component: transcription factor TFIIA complex.